AUGGGUGCAAUCGCGAACUUGCGCCACAAAAUCUCUCAUCACAAGCAUGAAUUGGGUGAAUCGCUUUCCAAUCACAGUGAUAGACACCGGCGAGGAGGACCGGAAAAAGAUGUUGCCGAUGUAGUCCGACAAGAGGUCCAAUGGUCUAGCGCAGAGGAUGAGGAAGAGGGCGGAGAAGAGGACGACCGACGCGGACACGGCGAUGCCAUGAAAAGCCUAGAUGAAUUCCUGGACAAUGACGACCCUCCCGAAGCGAAGAAGCGAUAUGGCAAACUACCAUUGGUACAGUCUCAAGAUGGCCCGAUCGACGAUGACGUCUGGAACGCGAAUUGGAUUUCGCUCGCAGAUAUUGACACCAGUCUCAUUGGCAAGGAAAUCACUUUUCGCGCUCGAAUUCACGUUGUGCGACACAUGAGCGCAAGGCUGGCCUUCGUGGUGUUUCGCCAGGAGACUACCACGAUACAGGGCGUGGUCCGCGCCAUAGACGGUGGCAUCUCUGAAAAUAUGGUCCGGUGGGUGGAACACAUGCGAGCAGGUUCCAUCGUCAUCGUCAGGGCCAAAGUCAAAGAGCCCGAACAAACUGUCAGGGGUACAAGCACUUCGGAUGUGGAACUUGAGAUCUCACAGAUUCUGCUGGUCUCGGCGAGAACGGCUCCUGUACCCUUCAGCGUCUACGAGGCUGACGCAGCGACUGACGGUCACUCUAUAUCCGAUAGGGUCAGGCUCGCGAAUCGUAUUCUCGACCUGCGAACACCAUCAGCACAGGCAAUCUUCCGAGUUCAGUCGGUUGUGUGCAGGACUUUCCGACGCCACCUCGAGGACCGUGGCUUUUUGGAGAUUCAUACACCAAAACUACAGGGCGGAGCGACUGAGGGCGGCGCAGACGUCUUCAAGCUCGAUUACUUUGGUCGUUCGGCUUUUCUGGCUCAAAGCCCACAGCUUGCCAAACAAAUGUGCAUCUCGGCAGAUUUCCCACGUGUCUUUGAAGUUGGCCCUGUCUUCCGUGCUGAAAACUCAAACACCCCCCGCCACAUGACCGAAUUUACGGGACUGGACCUGGAAAUGGCUAUAGACAGGCACUAUCACGAAGCAAUGUGGUUAAUUGAUGCGACACUGAAAGACAUCUUCAAAACACUUUAUAACUGCAACAGGAAGGACAUUGAUACCCUGAAACAUCACUUCCCACACGACGACCUGGUCUGGCUGGACGAGACACCGAGAAUCACAUUUGCAGAAGGUGUCAAGUUGUUGAACGAAUCAGGUUGGACCAACGACGACGGAAGUCAACAGUCCGAGCAUGACGACCUGCCGACCCGGGGCGAGCGAAGACUCGGAGAGCUAGUCAAGCAGAAAUAUCACACUGAUUAUUACAUCCUCGAUAAGUUUCCCGCAGCCGCACGUCCCUUUUACACCAUGCCGGAUCCCAAAGACGGGAAUAUCACCAAUUCUUUCGAUUUUAUGGAGCGAAUGGAAGCCCAAGGCAUGGACCCGGAUGACUUGAAGGAAUAUGUGCAAGCCUUCGAGUGGGUGGCGCCGCCACACGCCGGAGCUGGUAUCGGGCUCGAACGUCUUGUUGCGCUGAUCCUGGACCUGGGUAACUUGCGCUAUGCGUCACUGUUUUCCCGCGAUCCCAAGAGCUUCCCUGCGAAAAAGGAACCAAACCUGCGACAUCCCGAGGACAGCACUUUGCAUCGUCCCAAGGGCUAUCUCCAGCCGGUCGAGAACUUGGUAGCAAAUUACGGGGACGCCACGAACACUUCUUGGAUGGAUGAGAGAUACCAGAUUUGGCGGGAUGACAAGACGGGUGCAGCUAUUGCCUACGUUCCUACACAUGAUCGAGCAAUUAUUGCCGGAAACCCGCUGUGCGAAACAUCCCAGCUUGAAGACGUGAUUGCCGCCUUUCUGAAGUGGCUUCGGCGCGAGACUCGGCUCCGGCCUCUUUUUAUUCUUGUUGACAAAGAAAUCGAAGAGGUUCUCGGCGCUAAAAUGGGAUGGAAGAGCUUCACCAACGUGGCAGAGCAGCGGGUCAAUCUUGCUAAUAAUGAGCAUUUGACUAUCAACAGCGACGUUGACCGCAAGAUCCGCCACGCCUCGAAAGAAGGAGUGAAAGUGACAGAGUACGGCAGUGAGGUACCAGAGGACGUGCGCUGGGAAGUGGAAAAGCGCAUAAAAGAGUGGCAGGAUAACCGCGAGGGCGCACAGGUCCACUUGAGUGUGAUCACGCCGUUCAAGGAUGCGUCACACCGCCAGUACUUUAUCGCCAAGGACGACCAGGGCAAAAUACACAGCCUGGUGGUGCUCGCACAACUUGCACCUCGGUGGGGCGUGCAGGUUAAAUGGGCGCUCGACUUUCCCGGUGCGACCAAUGGAGCAAUCGAACUGACUAUGCAAGCCGCUCUCAAGGCCGCCGCGAAGGCUGGUUACAAGACGUGCACGUUCGGUGCCGGCGCAACCGCCAAACUGAGCAGCGAGCACAAUGUCGGCAGUGUCAAGGCUGCCACGCUCGACUCGCUGUAUCAGACCCUGGCGGCCAAGUUCAAUCUGGACAAGAAGACAGGGUUCAGGACCAAGUUCAACACUCUCGAAGACCCGCUCUAUCUGUGCUACCCGCCCAGGGGCUUGGGACCAAAGGGUGCUCACGCUAUCAUCGACUUCUUCCAAGGGGAAGAAUAG
Messenger RNA from Fonsecaea nubica, 2673 nucleotides. RefSeq names its product aspartate-tRNA(Asn) ligase. Gene Ontology annotation, cellular component: cytoplasm; aminoacyl-tRNA synthetase multienzyme complex; cytosol. The record is from RefSeq and is a predicted model, not a curated record. Gene Ontology annotation, biological process: aspartyl-tRNA aminoacylation. Gene Ontology annotation, molecular function: ATP binding; RNA binding; aspartate-tRNA ligase activity. The transcript has 3 exons. The coding region runs from base 1 to 2673 and encodes 890 amino acids. Lineage: Eukaryota; Fungi; Ascomycota; Eurotiomycetes; Chaetothyriales; Herpotrichiellaceae.